Guyanagaster necrorhizus is the source of this 1374-nucleotide messenger RNA. RefSeq lists its product as uncharacterized. The transcript is spliced from 5 exons. Lineage: Eukaryota; Fungi; Basidiomycota; Agaricomycetes; Agaricales; Physalacriaceae. Gene Ontology annotation, molecular function: zinc ion binding. The record is from RefSeq and is a predicted model, not a curated record. Bases 348 to 1202 code for a protein of 284 amino acids.
GAUGAGGCCAAUCAUCUGAGCUAAGAUACGGCAGUUACCUUGGUUAAACCUGAAAUUUUCGGGUCAGCUGGGCCUGCGCAUGGCAUUCAAUGAGAAGCUGAGCCCAACCGCUUCCAAUUCCAGCAAAGGCGCCUACGAAUCUUAUGUGAUUGCUCUGAGAUGCAUGUUCAGUCAUGCUCAACAGACUGAAAAACCGCGAUAUACAAAUUUCAAAUUUCCGGCCGUGAAAAGCGGCACAUUCCCGGUGUCUAUCAGGAUUGCCGGAGACUAACGUGGAAGCUCUCUCCACGGUUACUACUAACGCCGCCACGGACAACGGUACCAGUUGGUCCACCAUCCGUGCAGUCAUGGACGGAAGAGAACAGGACAACGCCCGAGCCGACGGGGAGCAUGUGCCCACGGACGAAAGGCAAUGCAGAAUAUGUCUGGACGGCGCCGAUGCAGAACGCGAGCUGGGUCGCUUGAUUCGACCGUGUCUAUGCAGAGGCUCAAUUAGCUAUGUGCAUAUAAAGUGUCUGCAGCGCUGGAGGAAUACCGCCACGUCCCAGAGCGCAUUCUUCUCAUGCCCCCAGUGCCAUUACAAGUAUCGAUUCUCGCGUACCCGGAUCGUCGGCAUUGCAACGAACCCAGUGAUACUUGGUGCCAUCUCUACCCUUCUUUUCACAAUCCUUGCGUUCAUAUCCUCUUCCGUGACGACCUACCUCAUGUCCUUUUUCCAGGAGCCCACCGUCUACUAUUCCUCGUCUCUCUUCUAUGUGUCUCCUUUUGAAGUCAUCCAUGAUCUCGUCCGUGCCGCUCUUCGUAUCUUUCAGGACGAAGACCUCGUCGCCGUCUUUGACGAAGCUCUUCCCAAUAUUCGACGUGACCGGCGCGGCGAAACGAUGAUGGGUGCUACACGAUCAGCUCCAGGUCUACUCAGAAGCGUGGUGCAGCGCUUUUUGCUCGGUUUGCCGUUAAUCGGAGCGGGAUCGUUGAUACAGAUGCUUUUGUCCCUUCCUUUCCUUGGCCCAGUCCACUGGCUCGCGCGCUACAGGGGUAAUCGAAGGAGAAAUAAUGACUCCCGAGAUAUAACGGCGCUGAUCAUUAUCGUCCUUAUUGUCGUAGGCGCUGCUCGCGCUUUGUACAAAGUUUACCAGUUGACCCACAAGGUGACGAAGCAGCUGCUUUUACGUGCUGAAGAUGCGAUACUUGAAGUCAACUGAUAUCCAAGCAUUCGCCGAGCUCUUAUAAUUGACAACAACGUAUGAAUCAUUAUCACCAAACCACGGCUCUUCACCAAUUCCGUCUGAGCAAACGCUUGGCAUUCUCAUAUGUACUUUUCGUUUCUUUCCUGUCAACAUUCAGCUCUUUCAAGUACUGGUCAACGACGGCGUC